UUGCGCAUUAACCGCCUUGACUGUAGUAAAACGAGCUGAAGCUAGACAGGACUUUAUGGGAUGGGAACAGACGAGGGUGUCUCAGUCUUUCCAGCUCCUGACAGUUUAUUGCCGUGGAUCAGACACUCAGAGGGCUCUGGAGCUCAUGUGGACCCGCAGACACCCUGACACACCGGGACACGGGAGCGCUACAGGCUCUGGAAAAUGGGAGCGGUGAAGUGAAAACAGCAGAAGUGUGGACUGUUGGGAUGAAAGGCACCAAAAAGAGGGCAGAAGGUUCGUCUGCAUACCGGUUUGCCACGUACAUUUGAUGUGCAGAGGGAAGACUUCCAGGAGACCUCAGAUUUGUUGGAGGUUGAAGCAUUCUAGGCGGCAAGAACAGGAAGAGAACCUGAUUCAUGUGUAAGAAUUAUGACAAGUAAAAUGCACGUUGUCUGACAUUUUUCCAAAGUAUAAAUGAUUCAUUUUUGUCAAGGUAGGACAUGUUUACUGAUUGCAUUCCAAGAUGGACUGUUUAGUUUCUAACGAGUUAAACCAGAAAUCAUAGUCCUGUUAGGUUUUGUUCAUUUAAUAGAAGAUUUGUGUACUUAGCUUAGUCUGACAGGAUGAAACACAUCCAUUCCUGUUUGGUCAAAACCUGUAGUUGAGAACAACACACUCAGAUGUGUUGAGGGACCUUGGAUGCAAACUAAUCUUUCUAAACUGGUCUUUUCAGAGGUCCAUUUGGUGUUGUCAUUACUGAAGUCUUAAAGAAUUUGUUACAAACUGCAUUUUUUAUGUGUAAAAAAUCAGGCAUUAACUACCACUUCACUUUUUUUGGCCAUUUUCCCUCUAUCAAGGAGGUUAUGAUAUUGCUUACAUCUGUCAGAUUACAUAUAAACUACUUCACUGGUUUCUAUCAAACUAAGUGGACCAGUGGGAUAUGGGCCAAUAAGGAGCCAAUUAAGUUCUGGAACAGAUUCAGAAAAAGCGUAUGAUCCCGUAAUGAAAAACAUGGUGAGACUGGGCCUAGGUAGAAGUAUGCACCUACAGAAUGUCCUGUUUGUUUUUAAUUGCUUCAUCUAUAAAAUAUGACAAAAUUAUUAAAGCUGGAAAAACAGAGUAUCCAUAAUUUAAAAGUGGAGUCUCUCUGAUUCAUUGUCACAAAUGACUAAGAAGCAACUCCUUCAACAGGAGAAAGUUUGCCCUUUUUGCUGAAAUAUAAAAAUGUGUUAACCAUAAAAAUAAAUUACAUUACAUACAUUGUCUGUUUUUUUUAGCUAUUCAAGGGACAAACUGGUGUAAAAGCACUCAACUAACUACAGGAGUAAAUGUACCUACUUUCUACCACUGGCAUUGACAUUUUUAUUGCAAUGGCAUUUUUAUUGAAAGAAAAUACAUCAGUACUACGCAUUACAUCCAUCAAUAAAAUCAUUCAUGAACUCUCAGCAGGUUGUAAAAGUUCAGGGUUUGCAACAAAUGAAACACUGCUUAAAGGUGAUCAACUUUGUCUGAGUAGACUUUAAGCCAUCGUAACCGGCCCACAUUGACCCACUAGUAGAAUGCAGCUAUGUAACCUCAUCCUCUUACGUAACUCUUAAACCUUAACCCGUAUAACACCUGAUAACACAAGCCAGAGUCGCUGAGUGCAUCUCUACUGUAAUGAGACUGUCAGAGUAAAUUAUUUGCUUUUUUUUUGCAAGAACAUACUGACAUAGAUUUCUUAGAAAGUGUAAAUGUACUUAUUAAAGUACUUUGUCACGUACUUUUACACAACCAUACUCAUUCGUUUUGUUUUGUUGGGUACAUCAUGUGAAUUACAGCCUCAGUAAUCCUCUCCUAAUUAGUUUGUGGGCUAGGAAUAAUGGCAUUUGAAAAAAAAAAAACAAAAACAAAAAAAACAACACAGAAAUGCAAUCCAUGUAGUUUUGUUGCUGCUAAACCCACGUCAUGUUUUGACAAAUUAACCAAAACUCUAACUGCAUCACUUGUAAGUUUACUUCUGCUUAAUGCAUAACAACUUGACCGCCCUUUGACAUGUUUUCUGCUGUGUCAUUUCUGAGUGACUUGACAUAACUGUUCACUUCAGCUCUUACACAACAGUUAACCUCUGGCCAAAUUUAAUACUACUUUAAGUGUUUGUCUAUGUUUAAGUACACAUUGGCUAUUUGAACAUUGUGAAGUGUGCACAGUUUUCACUUGCUCGAUACAGACACACAAUAGAGGGACGUAGCAAUAUUUGGAAACAACAAGGAAUAACGGGCAUUUCUUCUGACAUAAUGGCACUCCUGUUAUGGCUUGGCCUGUCACUGCUGGUCUCAGUCCAGUCCAGCGCCGUCAACAACUGCCACCCCGGUUGCCGCUGUGAGGUGGAAAGCUUCGGCCUGUUUGACAGCUUCAGCCUGACCAGAGUGGACUGCCGAGGGCUGGGUCCCGGUUCCACCAUGCCUAUCCCAAUCCCACUGGACACCACCCAUCUGGACCUGUCCUCCAACACCCUGGGUCCACUUAGUGACACCAUGUUAGCUGGUCCAGGAUACACCACUCUCGUCAGCUUGGACCUCAGCAGCAACCACAUCACAAAGGUAAGCCCAAAUGCCCUGUCCAAGCUGCGUUACCUGGAGACUCUGGAUCUGAGCCACAACGACCUGGAGAUCCUCUCCAUAGACUGCUUCUCUGGCCUCCCUCUGGCUGAAGUUGACCUCAGCCACAACAAUUUUCAGGAGUUUGACACAAAUGUGUUUGCUGCCAAAGUCAAUGGUGAACCAGUCAGUGUGGAUCUGUCUCAUAACCAGCUCACAUCAGUCUUUACGACUCCACAUGGAAAGGUUUUACACAUUCAAAGCUUAAAUCUGACAGCAAACCAGUUGUCAAGUGUGCCACGGCUGGCUGGACUUCCACUGAGGUACCUCAACCUGGAUGGUAACCCCAUCACCCGUAUCAAGGAGGGAGCCUUUGCUCAGUUGGAAGACCUGGUCUAUUUAUCUAUCAGUGGCCUCAAGGAGCUCCAGGAAAUCGAGCCAUAUGCCUUCAAGGGCCUGCAGAGCCUCCAGGUUCUGGAUCUUUCCAACAAUCCCAAGCUGACAACGUUGAACCCUACAGUUUAUAGUGGUCUGGAUUCCCUGCAAGAGCUAAAUUUGUCCAACUCUGGGGUGGUGUCAUUGCCAAAUGAUAUGCUGACCCACCUGCCCAGUAUUAAAAGCAUCACACUAGGACAGAACAUCCGCUGCAGGAGGACACAGAAGCAGGGACAGUUCCACUGGCAACUGGGCCAAGUCCAACACAACGAGGAAUUGAACUGUAACGCUGACGGCAUUGUGUUGUGAGACUGUACACAUUGGAAUGGACCACUCCCUGCGAUGUUGAUGCCAGAGCUGUGCCUUAUCUUCUUUGAUAUGCAAAAUACCUGUUUCAUGUUCUCGCUCAGUUACAACUGUUCCAGUGUCUCAUAGGUUUAAAUCCACCGUCAUGAAAUCUUUAUGCAAAUACCAUAAAUGCUGUAUCAUUAUCUUCCUUUCCUUUGAUUUUCUUUCAUUUCAUUUACAGUACAUCUUAACCCAUUAUUUAACUGGGUAAGAAAUAAAUCUUUCAUAAAGACAAGACAUUAACUAACUAUAUUACAUAUUUAAUGUACAGUGGGACCAUAUUAAGUGUUAUUUGCACUUAUUCUCUCAGUCACAUAAAUGUUUUUGGGUUUUUUUUACAAUGCACUUACACCAUGCCAAACUGUUAUUCAGUGUAAUAUCAAAUGCUAUGCAUUACUUAUAUCUACUGAAGAACAUCUUAACACUUGUGACCACUAAGGCGCUCCUGUUUUAACUUUGAAUGUGAUGUUCAUUGAUUAUGACUGAUAUAAAUAAUCAGCUUUGUCAGUCAAAGGUCAUAUUUCAAUUUCACACAUUGUUUGCAGGAGACUGAAGGCACUCAAUAAACAAAACUGAGGGUAAACAUGUUAGUUGUCGUUAAUCCUUCAUAAUGACUUCAUUAGUUGAAUUUGAUUCUGUUUAUACAUGCUCUCUAUUUUUAGGCAAUUGUUUUGUUUUAAUCAUACUAAGUUUACUGUACAACCCUUAUAUAGGUUGACAUGGUGCUCGGUCAUCGGUUCUCUUUGACCUGCUGUCAGGUCCGUGUCCAGUUGAAUUAAACUGCUGUUGAAAAUGUGUUUGACCAGUGAAGUCUAACAGUUUCCACAUAUUUUGUUAUGGAGUUAUACGAUCCGCUAUUGAUGUUCAAACACCCUCGUGCUCAGUGCUGUAUAAUGUGUAACCUUACCUUGGCAUUCCUGUGGUAUUUCUGUGAUGCUUAGACGAUGACCAGCCUCAAGACUGCAUGUUAUGGAUUCGGAAUGUCAGAAAUCUGUAAAGGCCUGGAAACACAUUGUUUUCAGUUGGUUUAUUGAAAGUCAAACGGUUACAGUUGAAGUGUAAAGGUUUAUAUUUGUAUGUAUGUAUAUUGUAUAUAAUAAUUAUAUGUGAGUUGUAUGUAUAAUAAAUUCUGUAUUCUCUCA
This is a messenger RNA of Sphaeramia orbicularis (orbiculate cardinalfish), 4486 nucleotides long. It is a transcript of the gene tsku, whose product is annotated as tsukushi small leucine rich proteoglycan homolog (Xenopus laevis). The record is from RefSeq and is a predicted model, not a curated record. Gene Ontology annotation, molecular function: protein binding. NCBI's taxonomy places the organism in Eukaryota, Metazoa, Chordata, Actinopteri, Kurtiformes, Apogonidae. The transcript is spliced from 5 exons. Bases 2259 to 3305 code for a protein of 348 amino acids.